AUCCAUUUUUGUUUACAUCGGUCACCGGUUCAUUUUGUUUAAAUAUUGAAAGCUUUUUGUUUAGCUAUUUGAUUGUUUAUAAGAGUCCAGUCUAUAGUAUACUUCAGGGUAGCAUUUGAAUUACAGUUGAAAUUGCUACUUCAUCUGUUUAUGAUAGGAAAGCAUGGAUGGUACAGUAGAGUUAAGUACAGAGUUUGACAAUCUAGAUGACACUGGAACAGCCGACCAUGAUGAUAUAGAUUUUGAUCUAAGCACACCUAGAGACCAACCGGCAUUUAGUGAUAUUGAACUUCCCAAAGACAUUCAGCCAUCCGGUAACCAGAGAGGCAGAAUACCAAGUAUUGUCAUUACCGAACCAAGCUGUGCAAAUUUAGUGAGCCUUGGGGAAUCUAAUAAAGAUGUUAAUGAUGAUGAAAUUAAAUCUAAGGCAAAUGUUGACGAAUCUGAAGCAAAAUCUGGAGAGGAAUCUUCAGACAUAGUUAAAGAGCAGCCUGAUAAUCUUUUUGAUGAUUCUAAUGGUAAAAAUGAAAACGAACCUGAAAAGUCAGCUUCAGAUAUCAACAAAAGUCAGGAUGAGGAAAGAAAUGAGCAUCAUGAAGAUGUUAAACAAGUUGAGGUAACAGAUAAAUAUGAGAUAGAUGUUACUGGUGACAAAACAGAAGAUCUAAACAUGUUAAGUGGUGACACAGAUGGUUUUAAGCAAGAGAAAAAUGUUUCUCAAAUGAUAGAUCAACUGCACAGAACAGGAGCUGAUAAGCAAGAAGAUGAGGUGGAAAAGGAGGUUGAUGUGACAGUUAGUCUUGAUAAUAUAAUGAUGAAUGAUAAGACUGAAGAUGAUUCUGACUCUGAGUUUGAUUUUGAUCUCCCAACUCCAGCCAUUAAUUCAUCUACAGUAAAACCUGUGCAACAGGAAUCUACUGUCAAACCUGUACAAACUGGACCACAGGUCAACAAAGGCCAGCCUGAAAUGACCAUAACUACAGCAACAUCACAUGAUCUCAUUACUGGUUCCCCAUUACCACAACAAAGUAACAUAAGCUCACAGAAGCCGGACCAUAACACUGGUUCCCAUUCCCCACAGGCUAGCAGUAGUGGAAUACAGAAACCAGUAGCCGUUAUCAAACCUACAUCACAACCAGCACAGGCUCCCUAUGUUGUACCGCCUCCCCCAGAUGAGGGCACACAGCACAUGUUAGAGUCAGCACAAGCAGAAUGGGACAACGUUACCACUGUACAAGCAGGGUAUAAGGAAACAGAUGUCACUGUUAAAGGGGUUGAGCCUACAGUGGUCCAAACUGUAAAACCUAUGACAAGCCAGGAGCUGCUGCAAAUAAUCAAGCGGGAGGAUUUCUCUCAAGUCAGGGCUAGUAUAAAACCAGUAGUAGAGAGACAUGGAUUAUCUGCCUUUGUAAAUUAUCUGUUUGGACCUCCAAAGUUACAUCCAAAUCUUCUCGAUGAGAGAGACAGAGUCUUUUGUCUUGCAGCUUCACAGUUGAACAAUGAAAACAGUGCUCAUAUGAGGACAUUACAAACUAUAUACAGGUGUUUAACAGGGUCUAAGUUUGAUUGUCCAAGGAUUGGUGGUCACUGGGAGGAAAUUGGUUUCCAAGGUACUGAUCCAGCAACAGAUUUACGAGGCGCUGGAAUUCUUGGUGUUGUAAAUUUAUUACACAUAUUAAAAGAUGGUAAAGUACAUCAACUUGCAAGUGAUAUUUACAGGCUGUCAUUACAUCCUACACAGAAUUUUCCAUUUUGUGUAAUGGGUAUAAAUUUAUCAAGGAUAACACUUCAAGUUCUCAGAGAGGGUUUACUCAACAAGGAAUGCAAUAGACGUCAUGAAGUUGUUUGUGUUGUCAAUGAUUUCUAUGCAGGCCUUUAUCUACAUUUAUACCAGAUUUGGAAAGGACAGGGUAAAACUAUAUCAGACUCAGGCUUUGUUAUCAAAGCUAAGAAAUCCCCUAAGAGAUUGUUCAGGAAAAAUGCGAUAAAUUUGAACAAGAAGACAGUUGUGAUAGCUACAAGUCCCAUUGACAUAGGGGGAGACAACUUUGUCAAUGUCUUGAUGAGGAAAAUGCCCAUCCAUUAA
Molecule: messenger RNA, 2086 nt
Organism: Ruditapes philippinarum (Manila clam)
Lineage: Eukaryota; Metazoa; Mollusca; Bivalvia; Venerida; Veneridae
Exons: 13
Coding region: 164-2086 (640 amino acids)
Source: RefSeq, a predicted model, not a curated record